AUGGUGGAGGACGAUGCGGUUAUGCCUCCCUCUACAGGAGCAACUACCCACAGAGGCCGAAGGAGGCGAACCAAGCGAGAUGCCUUUCCGGGGUCGGCCAGCUGGAUCAGCAGCGUGAUAAAUCUUGUCAACACAAUUGUCGGUGCUGGUGUUCUUGCUAUGCCCCUAGCUAUCGCACAUAUGGGAAUUACUCUCGGUGUUAUCGUGGUGAUUUGGUCGGGCAUUGCAGCGGGUUUUGGACUUUAUCUACAAGCUAGAUGUGCACAAUAUCUAGACCGGGGAACUGCGUCGUUUUUCGCUCUGUCGCAACUUACAUACCCAAAUGCUUCAGUCAUCUUCGAUGCUGCUAUUGCGAUCAAAUGCUUUGGAGUCGGUAUAAGCUAUCUGAUCAUCAUUGGAGAUCUGAUGCCUGGAGUGGUUGAGGGAUUCGCUGGGAGUAGUCCGGUUAGCGAUUUCUUGGUAGACCGUCAUUUUUGGAUUACUGCUUUUAUGCUUAUCGUCAUCCCACUUUCCUUCCUCCGACGUCUCGAUUCUCUGAAAUAUACUAGCGUUGUUGCUUUGAUCUCUAUUGGAUACCUUGUGGUGCUGGUUGUCUAUCAUUUCACCAAGGGGGACACGAUGGUUGACCGUGGCCCGAUCCGUGUGAUCCAAUGGGCAGGAAUUGCGCCUGCUCUCAGCAGCUUCCCAGUCAUUGUUUUUGCAUAUACUUGCCAUCAAAAUAUGUUUUCGGUUUUGAAUGAGAUUAACGACAAUAGCCAUUUUCAGACCACGAGUGUGGUCUUUACUAGCAUCGGUAGCGCCGCAUCGAUUUAUAUUCUUGUUGCAAUUACCGGGUAUCUAUCUUUUGGGAACAGCAUCGGAGGCAACAUUGUUGGCAUGUAUCCACCAUCUAUAUCCGCGACCAUCGGUCGAGCCGCGAUCGUUGUUCUUGUCAUGUUCUCGUAUCCUUUACAGGUGCAUCCCUGUCGGGCGUCUGUGGAUGCUGUAUUGAAAUGGAUACCAUCGAGAACAAGGAAUAGCAACGACGUUUCGCCCCACCGGUAUCCCCUUCUCCCUCGCGCCAGUCGCGGACCCGAGCCGAUGAGCGAUCUCCGCUUCGCCGCCAUAACUUCAAGCAUUAUAGUUUUGAGCUUCAUUGCCGCCAUGACAGUGAAUUCACUCGAAGCUGUACUAGCUUACGUUGGCAGUACGGGAAGCACCAGCAUAAGUUUCAUUCUCCCGGGGCUUUUCUACUACAAGAUAUCAUCUCCCGACUCACCCGCGCACCAACAACUUAUGAAAGAAGAUGAUGACGAAAUAGCCGCCGAUGACAUAAUUUCUGAUGAUGAGAACUCAGGCGAAGAUCAGCAACAAGGUCUUCUAAGCGGGAGCGGCAUACUCUCAUCUAGCGGCAUCCUUCCCACCAAUCGACAUUUGCGAAAGGGCUUGCUACGACGACUCAGUCUUGCUCUUGCGAUAUACGGAGUCGUGGUUAUGGUGGUGUGCCUUGGCAUGAACACAUUUUUCCACGCGUCGAAGUAA
This is a messenger RNA of Talaromyces atroroseus, 1521 nucleotides long. RefSeq lists its product as hypothetical. NCBI's taxonomy places the organism in Eukaryota, Fungi, Ascomycota, Eurotiomycetes, Eurotiales, Trichocomaceae. Gene Ontology annotation, biological process: amino acid transmembrane transport. Gene Ontology annotation, molecular function: L-lysine transmembrane transporter activity; L-arginine transmembrane transporter activity; L-glutamate transmembrane transporter activity. The coding region runs from base 1 to 1521 and encodes 506 amino acids. Gene Ontology annotation, cellular component: fungal-type vacuole membrane. The transcript is spliced from 5 exons. The record is from RefSeq and is a predicted model, not a curated record.